UUUGUGGACACGAAACAUAGCGAGCUGCAUUAGCUUGCUUCCACCGGCUGUAUAUGUCAACAGGUGGGACAAGAUGGAGCCUUCCAACCUGCCAGUGGUGCUCGGGGCAGGGAUGGAGCUGCAGCACAUGCUGGCCGACCUUCAGAGCAAGUGCCAAACCUAUAAAUCAAAUUACAACCUACUCAAGAUCGAACAUUCCAGUUUGCAGGAUGAGCUAUCGCAUAUUCAGGGGGAAGUGAAGCGUCUCCAAGGCCAGCAGGAGAAGCUGCAGUCACAGCUGGCUGAGCGCUCGAGAGAACUUAUUGAGAAGAAAAGGGAGGCAGAGGAGCUUCGCCUGCAGGUGAUGACUCCGAAGCGUCUGGAUUUGCUCAGGGCUCAAGUGCAGCAGGACUUGGAGGCUCCGGUCAGAGAGCGUUUCAACAAACUGGAAGAGGAGGCCGAGAAGUACAGGUCCGAGUUCAACAAGCUGCGCUACGCCUUCACUGUGCUCAAUUCUCAGUUGGAACACCAAAAGGAGGAACACGUCGGCGUGCUGGAGGGGCAGAAGAUGCGCUACGAGGUGGAGAUUGCUCAUCUGAAGAAAGAGAAGGAGAACGUGGUGGCCCAGUACCAUACUGCGGAUCCACUGUAUGAAAGGAAACAAGUGGAGCUUCUGCUCAAGGAGAAAGCGCAGCUCACCGUGUGGCUGAAGGGCCUGCAGGCCGAGGUGGACGAGUUGCAGGCCAAGAAGGACGAUUCCGACCAGCAGGCGGAGAACAUUCAGCUGUGCCAGAACAGACGGCUCACGGAAUCCCAGGCCGCCGUGAAGUCUCUGGAGUCGGAGCUCCGGUGCGUGUCCCUACGACUGGAGCGCGCGGACGGCGAGCUUCAGCUCAGCCAGGAGCAGAACAGCCAGCUCGCCGGACAGCUGCACAAGACUAAAAAAGAAGGGAACUCCCUCGCCUGUCAGAUCGAAAGCCUGAAGCUGUCUCACAAGACCGAGGCGGACAACGUCAAACUGGAGUUCACCCGCUCGAAAGGCGAGGUGGAGAGGGAGUGCGACGCAUUGCGGGUGCAGAACGAAAGUCUGAGAGCAGAGGUGGCGGUACUAAAGGAAAUGCUGGAGCGACACAACGAGGUCCUUGUGGAGAAAGAGAUGGCGAUGGUCAGGAAGGUGAAGUGCGUGUGUGACGAGGAAAUGUACAAGACAAGUGUGUUGCUGGAGGAAAAGCUGGAGUUGGAGCAACGUCUGACGGAGUCGGAACAACAGAAGGUCACGCGGGAAAUUGACGCGCGAGCCCAGAAAGACGAGUGGCAGGGGAAACUUCGGAUGGCCCUCCAAGGAGAGGAGUCUGUCCGUAAAGAGCUGCAAGGCCUGAACCAUGGAAAAAAAAGUCCAACUUGAUCGAGCGUCAAACAUUGUGUGUGUCAGAACCAAAUUGAAGCAGGAAAGUGCUCAGCUGGAGGAGACGGAGAGACGGAAAGCAGAGGAG
Phyllopteryx taeniolatus (common seadragon) is the source of this 1472-nucleotide messenger RNA. Its product is annotated as centrosomal protein of 83 kDa-like. Gene Ontology annotation, cellular component: centrosome. The transcript is spliced from 10 exons. Lineage: Eukaryota; Metazoa; Chordata; Actinopteri; Syngnathiformes; Syngnathidae. The coding region runs from base 74 to 1384 and encodes 436 amino acids. The record is from RefSeq and is a predicted model, not a curated record.